Cynocephalus volans (Philippine flying lemur) is the source of this 2902-nucleotide messenger RNA. It is a transcript of the gene KIF20A, whose product is annotated as kinesin family member 20A. Gene Ontology annotation, molecular function: ATP binding; ATP hydrolysis activity; microtubule motor activity. Gene Ontology annotation, cellular component: kinesin complex; nucleus; microtubule. Gene Ontology annotation, biological process: microtubule-based movement. Lineage: Eukaryota; Metazoa; Chordata; Mammalia; Dermoptera; Cynocephalidae. The coding region runs from base 1 to 2676 and encodes 891 amino acids. The transcript has 18 exons. The record is from RefSeq and is a predicted model, not a curated record.
AUGUCGCAAGGAAUCCUUUCUCCGCCAGCGGGCUUGCUAUCUGAUGAGGACGUCGUAGUCUCCCCCAUGUUUGAGUCCACAGCUGCAGAGUUGGGGUCUGUAAUACGCAGGGACUUGUUAUCAGACUGCUCUGUCAUCUCCACUUCCCUGGAGGACAAGCAUCAGGUUGCAUCCGAGGACAAUACAGAGAAGGUGAAAGUAUACCUGAGGGUCAGGCCCUUGUUACCUUCAGAGUUGGAACGACAGGAGGAUCAGGGUUGUGUCCGUAUUGAGAAUGUGGAGACCCUUGUUUUACAAGCACCCAAGGACUCCUUUGCCCUGAAGAACAACGAGCGAGGAAUUGGCCAAGCCACCCACAGGUUCACUUUUUCCCAGAUCUUUGGGCCAGAAGUGGGACAGGCAUCUUUCUUCAACCUGACCGUGAAGGAGAUGGUAAAGGAUGUACUCAAAGGGCAGAACUGGCUCAUCUAUACAUAUGGAGUCACCAACUCAGGGAAAACCCACACAAUUCAAGGUACCAUUAAGGAUGGAGGGAUCCUGCCCCGGUCCCUAGCUCUGAUCUUCAAUAGCCUGCAAGGCCAACUUCAUCCAACACCUGAUCUGAAGCCCUUGCUCUCCAAUGAGGUAAUCUGGCUGGACAGCAAGCAGAUCCGACAAGAGGAAAUGAAGAAGCUGUCCCUACUAAAUGGAGGCCUACAAGAGGAGGAGCUGUCCACCUCCUUGAAAAAGAGUGUCUACAUUGAAAAUCGGAUGGGUACCAGCACCAGCUUUGACAGUGGUAUUGCUGGGCUCUCUUCCAACAGUCAGCUUACCAGCAUUAGUCAACUGGAUGAAAUGAGUCACCGAUGGGCACAACCAGAUACUGCCCCAGUAAGUGUUCCAACAGACAUUCGCUUCUCCAUCUGGAUCUCCUUCUUUGAGAUCUACAAUGAACUGCUUUACGACUUGUUGGAACCACCUAGCCAGCAGCGCAAGAGGCAAACUCUGCGACUGUGUGAAGAUCAAAAUGGCAAUCCCUAUGUGAAAGAUCUCAACUGGAUUCACGUUCAAGAUGCUGAGGAAGCCUGGAAACUCCUGAAAGUGGGUCGUAAGAACCAGAGCUUUGCCAGCACUCACCAGAACCAGAACUCCAGCCGCAGUCACAGCAUCUUCUCAAUCCGGAUCCUGCACCUUCAGGGGGAAGGGGAUAUAGUCCCCAAGAUCAGUGAGCUGUCACUCUGUGAUCUGGCUGGCUCAGAGCGCUGCAAAGAUCAGAAGAGUGGUGAACGGCUAAAGGAAGCAGGAAACAUUAAUACUUCGCUGCACACCCUGGGCCGCUGUAUUGCUGCCCUGCGCCAAAACCAGCAGAACCGGUCAAAGCAGAAUCUGGUUCCCUUCCGUGACAGCAAGUUGACUCGAGUCUUCCAAGGCUUCUUUACAGGCCGAGGCCGUUCCUGCAUGAUUGUCAAUGUGAAUCCCUGUGCAUCUACCUAUGAUGAGACUCUUCAUGUGGCUAAGUUCUCAGCCAUUGCCAGCCAGCUUGUCCAUGCUCCACCUGUGCAACUGGGAUUCCCAUCCCUGCAUUCAUUCAUCAAGGAACACAGUCUUCGGGCAUCUCCUGCCUUAGAGAAAGGGGCUAAGGCAGACCCAGGCCUUGAUGAUGACGUUGAAAAUGAAGCUGAUAUCUCCAUGUAUGGCAAGGAGGAGCUCUUACAGGUGGUAGAAGCCAUGAAAGCACUGCUUUUGAAAGAAAGACAGGAAAAGUUACAGCUAGAGAUGCAGCUCCGUGAUGAAAUUUGUAAUGAGAUGGUAGAGCAGAUGCAACAACGGGAACAGUGGUGCAGUGAGCAUUUGGACACUCAAAAGGAACUACUGGAGGAAAUGUAUGAAGAGAAACUAAAGAUCCUUAAGGAGUCACUGACAACUUUUUACCAAGAAGAGAUUCAGGAGCGGGAUGAAAAGAUUGAAGAACUAGAAGCUCUCUUGCAGGAAGCCAAAAAGCAGCCAGUGGCCCAUCAACAAUCAGGGUCUCAAUUGUCCCUAAGGCGGUCAUCAAGGUUGGCAGCUUCUGCCUCCACCCAGCAGCUCCAAGAGGUCAAAGCUGAACUACAACAGUGCAAAGCAGAGCUCAGCUCUACCACUGAAGAGCUGCAGAAGUAUCAGAAAAUGUUAGAACCACCACCCUCAGCCAAGCCCUUCACCAUUGAUGUGGACAAGAAGUUAGAGGAGGGCCAGAAGAAUAUAAGGCUGCUACGGACAGAGCUUCAGAAACUCGGUGAGUCUCUCCAGUCAGCAGAAAGAGCCUGUUGCCACAGCACUGGGGCAGGAAAACUUCGUCAAGCCUUGACCACUUGUGAUGACAUCUUAAUCAAACAGGACCAGACCCUGGCUGAGCUGCAGAAUAACAUGAUGCUAGUGAAACUGGACCUUCGGAAGAAGGCAGCAUGCAUUGCUGAGCAAUAUCAUACUGUCCUAAAACUCCAAGGCCAGGCUUCUUCUGCCAAAAAGCGUCUUGGGGCUAACCAGGAAAACCAGCAGCCAAACCAGCAACCCCCGGGGAAGAAACCAUUCCUUCGAAACUUACUUCCCCGAACGCCCACCUGCCAAAAUUCAACAGACUGCAGUCCUUAUGUACGGAUCCUGCGCUCACGGCAUUCCCCUUUACUCAAAUCUGGGCCUUUUGGCAAAAAAUACUAAGGCUGUGGAGAAGGAGAGAAAGCACUCAUUGCCCUGAGGUGGGUCAGUUGCUCAGCUUAAGAAAUAGGUCUCUUAAAGCUUUACCAUAGCCUUAUAACACCAAGGUGAUGGGUUCAGUUCCUAGAUCCUGUACCGGCCAGCCAUGAAAAAAACCUUUACCGUAUACCUGGAACUCUAUCCGGAAUGCAAUACUCAGAUACUAGUUGUUUUUUCCCUUUUGUAUUAU